Molecule: messenger RNA, 3184 nt
Organism: Cuculus canorus (common cuckoo)
Lineage: Eukaryota; Metazoa; Chordata; Aves; Cuculiformes; Cuculidae
Gene: NDEL1
Product: nudE neurodevelopment protein 1 like 1
Exons: 9
Coding region: 599-1630 (343 amino acids)
Biological process (GO): centrosome localization; chromosome segregation; regulation of neuron projection development
Cellular component (GO): kinetochore; centrosome; kinesin complex
Molecular function (GO): microtubule binding
Source: RefSeq, a predicted model, not a curated record
AGCAGUGAUGGAUGCAGGCAGCCUUCCAAGACGCGUAUGAAAGUGCCUCAAGCUCUUAUUUCAAGAUGAGAAAAACAAGCACAAAUUGAUUGGUGAAAUCUAAUCCAUGGCUUUUGUUUGUUUGUUUUCCAUACUCUAAUAAGUGAAAGGCAGGGCAAAUUUGCUUUGAUUUGUGACUGGAGUGCUCAGGUUCCUUUGCUUUGAAUCCUGAUUGGGUUUGGGGGAAACAUCCAGAGCUUCAGGGGUUUCAGGGAUUACCUGUUGACUCUCAUGUUUGGAGGAGGUGAAGAGUGGUGCAAACAAGAUUUCUUCUGCUUUUCUGUGUGUGAAUCAGCGUAAAAUGGAAAGAGGAAGAAGGCCUGGUUGCUGACAGUGCUUCCUGCUCUCCACAGACGGUGCCAACGCUCAACGGCAGAGUCAUUCCCUGCAAGACGGGAUGACUGCGGCAGCUCCGUGGCGCUUGGCAGCUCUGGGGACUCUGAUAGCCAGAAUGGACUGUUAUCUUGAGAACUGAAGGCCAGAUGUGAGCUUGGCAGAAUUCCUUUAUCAAGUCCUAUUUUAGGUGGUUACUUGUUUAAUUCCGAAGGUCGUACUGAUCAUGGACAGUGAAGAAAUCCCAACUUUUUCAAGUCCAAAGGAGGAAACUACAUAUUGGAAAGAGCUCUCCUUGAAGUACAAACAAAGCUUCCAGGAAGCUCGUGAAGAGCUGGCUGAAUUUCAGGAGGGAAGUAGAGAAUUGGAAGCUGAGUUAGAAGCUCAGCUGGUGCAAGCUGAGCAGAGGAACAGAGAUUUGCAAGCAGAUAACCAAAGACUGAAGUAUGAAGUGGAGACAUUAAAGGAGAAACUGGAGCACCAGUAUGCGCAAAGUUACAAGCAAGUGUCGUUGUUAGAGGAUGACCUGAGCCAGACGCGUGCCAUCAAGGAUCAGCUCCAUAAGUAUGUGAGGGAGCUGGAGCAGGCCAACGAUGACCUGGAGCGUGCAAAGAGGGCAACAAUAGUUUCAUUGGAAGACUUUGAACAAAGGCUGAACCAAGCCAUUGAGAGAAAUGCAUUUUUAGAAAGUGAACUGGAUGACAAGGAGUCGUUGGUCAUUUCUGUGCAGAGAUUAAAGGAUGAAGCGAGAGACUUACGGCAAGAGCUUGCAGUACGGGAGAGGCAACAAGAAGUCACCCGAAAGUCAGCGCCAAGUUCUCCAACUCUGGACUGUGAAAAGAUGGAUUCGGCUGUCCAAGCGUCCCUCUCCUUGCCGGCUACACCUGUUGGAAAAGGAUCCGAAAAUAGUUUUCCUUCCCCUAAAGCUAUACCAAACGGAUUUGGUACCAGUCCCCUUACGCCUUCCGCUAGAAUAUCUGCACUCAACAUCGUGGGAGACCUGUUACGGAAAGUGGGGGCCUUAGAAUCCAAAUUAGCUGCUUGCAGGAAUUUUGCAAAGGACCAGGCAUCACGGAAAUCCUACAUUUCAGGGAACGUUAACAGCAGCCUGAUGAACAGUAAUGGCACGAAGUACCCCCACCCUGGGCACACUUCUUUCUUUGACAAAGGGGCAGUAAAUGGCUUCGAUCAAGGACCCCCUGGACUGGGAGCAUCCCGACCAUCCUCAGCGCCUGGCAUGCUCCCCCUGAGCGUAUGAGCCCGCGGAAGGUCGUGUUCGGACUUGCGGGUGCUUUUCUCGGCCCACUAAGAGAAGAACUACUCCCGGUUCCUCCCCAUUCCUGCCCUGCUGGAACACGACCCGCGCCGUGCUGCCCAAGGAGCCCCUGUAUUCACGACCCUCCGUGUCCUGUUAAUGAAGUUCAUUAUUUCUCCCAUCGUGGAUGGUCUCUGAUGUGGCCCCACGGCCUGUGCCACACAAGCGGAGUUGCGCGGUGCUCCGUUUCAGGGGAUGCAGGGGUCUUGCUCGCCAAACCGCAGCCAGGCAGCCCUUGGCCCCUUGCUUUAUCUCUUCUCUAACUUAGGUUUGGCACAACGCAAGUGUUGGCUGCUCCUCUUCUCCCUGCCUGCUCCAGCAUCCUGCUGCUUAGGAGGUGCGGCCGCUGGCCUCCCCGUGCAGCUCAGACCUCAUGAGUGGGACCCUGGAUGUGGUCGUGUUGUGGUGGCACUUUGGACAUUGGCACCUGGGAAUUGGAUCUGGGUAUGUGGCUCGGUUACUGCGGCUCCAUGAACGACAGCCGGGCAGGCUGGCGAUUGUGGCUGCCGGUGCCUGUUCCCAUCCCGCCUCCGCUGGAGCAGGCAGGGGAGAAUGCGCGUCUCCUGCAGCCUUUCCUCAGCUCCGGCUGUGCCGGUCAGGGCUCCGGGAGCAGGCAGGGAGCUGCUGGUGCCGGCACACUGGGGAUGACUGGCACAGCUACUGCACUCGUCAGCCACAACACCGGAUGCCUUGGCGCGAGGCGGAUGUGCUCUCCCUCAGCGUUCCUGUGCCCACGCGACUGGGAGACAGAACACAUCUGGAUGCUGCAGUGCUGAUGGUGCCUCCAGCUGUGUUCCUGUGGCACAGCCUCAGGCCCGCCGUCCCCGGCCCUCCCGCCCCUCCGCAGCAGGGAUGCCACAGGAGCGGCUGGAAGCCACUCAUCCACCGGGCCAUAGUCCCACGCCCCCCUCCCUGCAUCCAUCACAGCCGUGCUCUGGUCUGACAUACGUGACUGGAUGUUGCAGCGUCACCUCCAGGCUUCUGUGACAGUUUUGGGUGACUGUGUCCGUGUGGGUCUGUGUGUGGUUUUCCUGUCUAUGUGCCUCCGAGUCGGUGGAUUUUAAAGUGAGCCAGCAAGUCCCGGUGGGGUUUGAGCAGUGGGGUUGGAAAUCAUCAUUCCCUGCCUGCUCCGUCGCAUUCCGGUGGCUCCCGCAGCCCUCAGUUGGUUUAUUCACAAUCAAACCCCUUGGACCCCGCAGAAGGGAGGUGGGACCCCCCUGCUGUUUGGGAUUGUGUGGCCGCUCCUUCCCUCCGCACCCUCUGCUGCAUCCGACUGUUUACAUUUGUUUUACUGUACAUAGGGUUGUAAACAUGAACGCCUUGGCCCGAGCACUCUGUACAUAACUUGGGCUUUGUAGCUUUAUUUAUUCUGAACCUCUCUGGCAUGUGUCACUAGGACGGUGUCCCCCACUGUGGCGGUGACACAGGUCACGGUGUGGGUUAACAACAACAACGUGAGAGUCAUCUUCUAAAAAUAAACUUCUUCUAAUGUGGAAU